AUCGAGCUGCUUUCUCAGGUCAGGCUUGAGGGGCUGGAAAAGACAAGGAGGGAGCGGCCCCCCUGGAAGUGCAGCGAUGCAUCCCGUGGCCGGCAAGGUUCGGUUUGCCAAGUGCCUUUCCUACAACUCUCCGGGACGCCGAGAAGGCAGAUAAGGGCUCACUGGCCCGAGGAGGAAACUCAGGGGCUGCAGCCGCCCCAGGGAGGCCCGAGGGUGGGUCUGAGCCAGGCCUCUGUCUGUCUGAUCUAAGAAGCCUGUUCCUUCUCUCUUGAAUGAGGAAGCUUGGACUCAGUUUGAAGCUGCCUAAAGCGCUGACUGUGCGCAGUUCUGGGAGAAAGCCUGCGCGGGCCUCCAGCUUCAAACCAGCCAGCAGUGAGUGAGAGGCCCCGAGGUCUGACGGAGGGAGAGCCGCGGGGACGAGGCUUGAAAUGCUGCUUCCUGGGCAGCCCGAGGCAGGGGGCUUAAGGAAAUGUGGAUCCCACAGGCGGGGACUUCCUCUCCCCCACGGCCGGAGCACCUCCCAAGGAUCCGUGUCCUCCCACCCAGUCCCCCGGCCCCAGAGGGGAAGAAAUAAUCCCAGAGAGGGUGAGUCUGGGACAGCUGGCGCCCUCUCUCGGGAAGACCUGAGUUCAGAGCCUGCCUGUCACUCGUGCUUCCAGUAAGACUGAACCUCCCAAACUAGAAGCUCUCAGCAGCUCCAGCCCUUCUCUCCUUGGUGAUCUCUCCGUCUCUGGGUCUUCUGCCUUUCCGUCUCUGUCCCUUUCAGUGUCCUGUCUCAGUCUCCUCCAUCUCUGUCUCUCUCUCUCUCCCCUUUCUUUCACUCUUUUUCUCCCCUCUUUUAUCUCCCUUUUCUACUUCCUUCUCUCUUCCCUCUCUCAAUACCCCCUUCUCCCUCCUCCCCGUCCCCUUCCUUCUCUCUUUCUCCCCACCACCUUUCUUCUCUUUUCCUCUAAAACCAGGCUCGGGAUUUCGAUGGGAUUCAGGGGAGGGGGAGGAGGAGGGAGGGAGGGAGGAGGGCCAGCUCUGGAAGACGCUGUGAUGGGGGAGGGGGCGGCGAAAGUAGCUGAAAGUUUCCAUACAGGAGUCCAGUCAGGGCCAUAGAUUAAUUAACCGCGUUAUGACUUAAAAAAAUGAUGGCGCUACGAAUACAACAAAGCGCUUUGAAAAGUUUGGGGGGAGGAGGGAGAAGGGAGGAGGGAGACGACCCACCCUGAGGAGGGGGCUUCCGGGGACCGCAGUUCGCGGGACAGGGUCUGGCGCCAGGAAGCCCAACGCUUGUUCCCGGACUGACUUUCCUCGCCAGAACUCUCCAGGAAAAGUAGCUCCAAGAUGAGGAUUCCCGUUAUUAAAACCCGCCCUGGGAGCUGGGGCCGGGGCUGGGCCCGCCUGCUCCCCGGUUCCCGGAGGUGUCUCGCUUUGGAGCGGAAUUCAGGGCGUCCGGCGGACCGAGUGCCGAGCGCCCCGGGACCUGCCACAAUCCGCAGCAAUGGACCCGCUGGGGAGCCUGGGGGCGGGGCCGCGUGGGUGGGGCCCCGGGGCGCCCCGGGAGCGGGGAUUGGGUGGGGGAGGAGAGGGAGCGGGGCCCGCCAGGAACCAGCCAGCCGCGUUCCGUCCCUGUUACUUUCAAUUCCCGCCGGUGACAGCGAUGAAUGGCCGCAGCCUCCUGAAGGUCCUGCUCCUGGGGCUGGUUUUAAUCAGCAUCGAUGGAGUCCUUUGCAGAAAAAACACAUCCCCCUGGCGUGGUACUGAUUCCAAGCGGCUACAAGUAGAGAAAAACUUCACUAAGAGGGAAGUGACGUGUCCCCAAAAUCAGCACCCUGUAGGGAACAUCUGCUGCCAGCUGUGCCCUCCCGGCACAAGGAAAGUUGCUGACUGCCAGGAGGCCGGGGGCCAGCCGCAGUGCACCAGCUGUAUACCUGGGGAGGACUACAUGGACCAACCUCACUAUCAUAAUAAAUGUCUACGCUGCAGCCUGUGUGAUAAGGAGCACGGGUUGGAAAUCCGCGAGAAUUGUACCCCCGAUCAAGAUGUGAUUUGUGGAUGUGCCAAGAACUUUUUUUGCAGCACCCCUGAGUGUAAGAUUUGUUACCCCUGCACUCAGUGUGCCCACGGCGUCCUCAAGAACUGCACGGAGAGCAGAGAUGCUAUCUGCCAGGUCCAAGAGAAUAACUUGCUCUACCUCCUGUUUCUGCUGCUACUAAUUCCGGCUGUCCUUGGCAUUAUUUGGUACUGGAUAAAAAGGCACGGCGAUAAUCCCGAUAGCUUAAACCCUGAAUAUAAUACGGAAGACAUUCCUCUGACUUAUACAGAUAUUGACUUGAGUAAAUAUAUUUCGCAAAUUGCUGAGAGAAUGGAACUCGACCAGGUGAAAAGGUUCGUCCGGGAGAUGAGAAUAAGCGAAGUCAUAAUUGAUCGAGUCAAGCAUGAUUACGCCAACGACACGGAUGAGCAGAAAAUCCAGCUGCUCAAACACUGGUACCAGAGACAGGGCAAGAAGGGGGCGUACAGACAGCUCCUCCAGGGGCUCAAGAAUAUUGGACUGCGAGAGGUUGGUGAGAGACUACAGGAAGUCAUCAGUGCCCACUCAGAAAAUCAUCCUGAAAACGGAAAUUCCAGCCUUCCCCACAGCCAAGGCCUGACCUCCAAUUAAGGAGUCGGGGGUCCCUGUGCCUAUUCAAGUACUUCCAGAAAUAGUGAGGAGGAGUAGGGAAUCAGUCCUCAUUAAGUAGUUUGAGGUACAAAUGCAACUUCUUAGGCCUCAGAUAUUUAUACAGGAGUAUGUCCUAGGUACUCUGGAAAGGUCUCUCCUCCUCCUCCUGCCCCAGUAAAAAUCCUUUCCUUACUGAUGUAUGUUGCCAUUAUACUCUGUUCCAUUAUAACUCUGGCGCUGCCUUCUACGAGAGGUUAAAUGCCCAAAAAAAAUUGUGCAGCAGUCUACUGGACUCCCAACCGAAGGAGAGCCUUCACUUGUGUUACCCAGAUUCCCACUGAGUUCUGGAAUUUGCAAAGUUCUGUUGAGGAAGUCAGCGAUCCGACAGCUUUGGGGACAUUGAAAGUUAACAGUGUCCUAGACUGAGCUGCUCCUGAGAUCCCCGAAGUAGUCAGCAUCCAAAGAAGGAACAGCAGAUCCCCAGAGCAUUGGGGAUCAAACAAGUUUCCAACAUUCCCUCCAGAAACUCACAAUCUGGUCCUAAUACAAAGUCCUGGUUCAAGAAGCAAUUCUAGAAGAAUGGCCAACAAAAACACACGAACUGAAAAGAAGAUAAUCCAAAACAAGCAGUUUUUUUUUUAAUGCCCAAGACAUGAGAUAAGAUGGAAUUCUUGGAUGAAAUAAAGCAUGUCACCUUUCUGAGAAAAAAAAAAAAAAACGACAGAUUCAAGAUACGGAACAAGACUGAUAUUUUGGGGGCAUGGCCAACUCAGGGAUUAGCUGUGUAUAUUUGUUACAAGGAUUUUUCUUUUCUUUUGUUUUCCUUUUUCAAUGAAGGGAAUGGAAGAGAAAGACAAUAAAUUCUUGGUUUUAAAAUUUAAAACAAACCAGGAUCUUCAACUGAUUUCAACACAGAGGUACCAGAUGAAGUUAGAUGCUGGAUUUCUCAUGUUUACAUUGCAAGUUAAAUGAACAGAAAAAGUUCUCUUUUAUGCCAGUAUUAUAAGCUUUUGUGAUAAAAGUUUUAAUUAAAAAAUGAACUUAAUUGAAUAUUUCAUGUUGUUUGGACUGCAGUUGGGCUUUUUGCUUUUGCUGUAGAAUUUGUUGCUGUUCAGUCAUUUCAGUUGUCUGACUCUUCAUAACCCCAUUGACACGGAUCCUGGAAUGGUCCAUCAUUUUCUUCUCCGUAGCACACGUUGGCCCUUUUCAUCUUGCAUGAAUGUUUGCCAGAUGCCCUUAAACAUCUGAUUAAAUGCCUCCCGCUCCAACUCUCCCUGCCGGUGAAGUCUGGCUAAUAGAUCUCUGCACAAAUUUUUUUCAUGGCUGCAUGAUGUCAUCAGUGAGGACGGGCUCUCCGGCUGCCCCCUAAGCAGGCUACGAUUGGGCAAAGCAGAUCAUUUGUGCACUGUAACUUUAAAUAACAAAUAACCAAAUGAGAGAAAUUGUACCCUUUGAAAUGAUAAGUUUGGUCCUACAAAGAAAUAUGAAAAAAUGUCUCUUUAUACUUCUUUGCGGAGGUGGGGGGUGAUGGGUGAGGAAUUCUGCAUUCAAUGGCCAUUUCAGACUUUUUUACUAGGUUGGUUAAUUUUUUCUGAACUUUUUUUCUUCCUCUUUAUUCUUUAUUAUAAGAGUCUUUCUGAGAGAAAAGGUCCCACGUGUGAAAAAUGUUUGUGGCGGCCCUUUUUGUAGUGGCAAGGAGCUGGAAACGUGAGUGGAUGCCCGUCAGUUGGGAAAUGGCUGAAUAAGUGAUGGGGUAUAUGAAUGUUAGGGAAUAUUAUUGUUCUGGAAGAAAUGAUCAGCAGGAGGAUUUCAGAAAGGCUGGAGAAACUUACAGGAACUGAUGCUGAGGGAAGUGAGCAGAACCAGGAGAUCAUUGGACACAGCAACAACAAGAUGAUCGAUUCUGAUGGACGUGGUUCUUCUCACCAAUGAGAUGAUUAGAGCAGUUCUAGUUGUUCAUCUUCACCGACAGAGAGGACAGUGGGAACUGAAUAUGGGUCACAAUAUGCCAUUUUCACCUUUUUGUUGUUGUUGCUUGCUUGCUUUGUGUUUUCUUUCUCAUUUUUUUCCUUUUUGAUUCAUUUUUCUUGUACAACAUAAUCGUUGUAGCAAUAGAAAAAUUGCACAUUUCACUUCCAUUGGGUUACUUGAUGUCUAGGGUAGAAGGAAGGAAAAACAAAAUAUUUGAAACACAAGAUUAUGCAAGAGUACUGAAAAGAAAAAGCUAUUAUUUAAAAAAACGAUGAUUGUUGAGAGUUUUAAAUAUAUGAAGUUUUUAUCAAUUUAAGUAAAAUUCAUUUAUUUUCAUAUUUUAAGAUGUUUUUUAAUAAAAAUAAGUUUUAAUUCAUCAAA
Molecule: messenger RNA, 5002 nt
Organism: Antechinus flavipes (yellow-footed antechinus)
Lineage: Eukaryota; Metazoa; Chordata; Mammalia; Dasyuromorphia; Dasyuridae
Gene: FAS
Product: Fas cell surface death receptor
Biological process (GO): extrinsic apoptotic signaling pathway in absence of ligand; negative regulation of apoptotic process; regulation of stress-activated MAPK cascade
Cellular component (GO): membrane raft; CD95 death-inducing signaling complex; external side of plasma membrane
Molecular function (GO): tumor necrosis factor receptor activity; protein binding
Source: RefSeq, a predicted model, not a curated record